Anopheles funestus (African malaria mosquito) is the source of this 690-nucleotide messenger RNA. RefSeq names its product calcium and integrin-binding family member 2-like. The record is from RefSeq and is a predicted model, not a curated record. Lineage: Eukaryota; Metazoa; Arthropoda; Insecta; Diptera; Culicidae. Gene Ontology annotation, molecular function: calcium ion binding. Bases 80 to 634 code for a protein of 184 amino acids. The transcript is spliced from 4 exons.
CGCCAGCAUAAAAAAGAUAGUUUAACAUUUUUGAACAUUUUCGUGGUACGCACUACCGAGCAAGGCAAGGAACAGUGCCAUGGGUUCUAAGACGAGCAUCAUCACGAACGAACAGCUGUCCGAGUAUGCCGAAUUAACGUACCUUAGUAAAUCGGAAAUCAUUUUCAUUCUGCAAAAGUUUCUGCUACUCGAUGGGGGGCAUCAGUUUUCGCUGACGAAACGCUUUCCCGAACAGGACGUGGUAAACUUGUUUCCUCAGCUAAAGUAUAACCCAUUUCGUGAUCGGUUGCUGCACGUGUUUUCGUCCGAACAUGAUGAUCGUUUUUCGUUCGAAGAUCUGCUGGAUCUGUUUAGUGUGCUUUCGGAGAAGUGUCCACUAGCAGUGAAGGCUACAUGGGCUUUUCAGAUUUACGAUUUUGAUGAUGAUAAUCUAAUCACAAAAGAGGACAUUCUAGAGCUUUGUGAUCGCAUUACAAAGCACGACCGUUUGGAACAGGAAGAGAAAAUGAACAUUGCAGAGCUGUUACUUAAGGAGAUCGAUCUGCAAAAUAAUGGCAACAUCGGGGAAUUUGAGUUCAUUCAUGCCAUGAGCAAGAUGCCUGAAUUCCGGCAGACUUUUUCGUGUCGCGUGUAAAACGUCGAUUACAUUUUGUUAUAUUAAAAAUUGCUUAAGUGUGUUAAAAAAUCUAA